GCGCGGCGGCGGCGGCGGCGGGGAUGAGCACCGGCCUGCAGGCCCGCGGACCCGCACCCGAGGGUGGACGGGGGCGGCCGGGCGGACCCAACAUGAGUGAAGUUUCCUGCAAAAAAAGGGAUGACUAUUUGGAGUGGCCUGAGUAUUUCAUGGCAGUGGCCUUCUUAUCGGCACAGAGGAGCAAAGAUCCAAAUUCCCAGGUUGGAGCCUGCAUCGUGAAUGCUGAAAACAAGAUUGUUGGGAUUGGGUACAAUGGGAUGCCCAAUGGGUGUAGUGAUGACCUGUUGCCUUGGAGGAGGACAGCGGAGAACAAGCUGGAUACCAAAUACCCUUACGUGUGCCAUGCCGAGCUGAAUGCCAUCAUGAACAAGAACGCGGCUGGCGUGAAGGGCUGCAGUAUGUACGUCGCCUUGUUCCCCUGUAAUGAGUGUGCUAAGCUCAUCAUCCAGGCAGGUAUAAAAGAAGUUAUUUUCAUGUCUGAUAAAUACCAUGACAGUGAUGAGACAAGAGCGGCGAGGCUCAUGUUUGAAAUGGCUGGGGUUACAUUCAGGAAAUUUACACCGAAGUGCAGCCAGAUUGUCAUUGAUUUUGAUUCAAUUAACAGCCGACCGAGUCAGAAGCCUCAGUGAGUUCCAUCUCAUUAAAUCUCCAGAAGACUGGGACUCUCCUCUAAGAGACUGCUAGUGCCUUUCAUCUUGAAGUUGCACAUAACUUUUUAAUAGCCAGCGCAGCACAAAUAGACCUUUAAAGAAUAUAAAGCCUCAACUCUUCCUGCCUGGCCCUCUAUCACAUGGAAUCUGCAUCUGUUUAGACUAGUGAUUUAGGGUUGAAAAUGAGGGAACCUGUAGCAGCCUGCCCCACAGGGCUGGAGCGAGGUGUCUCUCCUUUGUGGUCUGUUUGGCUGGGGCUGGUGGCUCUGCAGAACAUCAGCUCUCUGACAUCCACUGGAUUUCAGCAGACACUCCUCACCACUCCAAGUGCUGGAAGGACACAUAAAUAAUUGUCGUGUUCUUAGCAGGGCUGAGCAGACACACUGAUGUGAACAUCUGGCUCAAAUGAAGCAUAACAUGUAGUGCCCUUGGAAAAAAUAAAAUCCGACCAAAUGACAGUAACAUUAACGUGUUUGCUGCAGAGUUAAGGGAAAUACCUGCCCACCCACUCAGAAGACCUCUAUGGGACUGCACAUCUGUCCUGGCACCUGGUCAGUGCCACUGAACCACAAAUAUCUUCUGUGUUCUUGCUCUCCUGCCACACACAGGUAGUGACAUAUUAUCCCUCUGGGGCGUGGGGAUCCCUGUGGUUUUGACUUAUCUCUGGUUUGUUGGUCUCAUAGAGCUGUUAGAUUUAGUUUAUCUGAAUAACGAGUUGUUCCCAUAGGAGGAAACUUGUCAGUCCCUCAGACCAUGUCCUGUUGGGGUGGCAGCUGGGAUUGUGCAGAUGGAAGACGUGGACUUCCCCCCCACACACUCCCACUUCUGUGUGGAAAUGUUGCCUCUGCUCCACUUCCCAACAGGGUUCAUUUCCAAGGGCGUUCUACAGUCAGAGAGUAAAUUAAUUCCUGUCCUGUAAGUGAAUUGUAAGAAAUUCCGCCCACCUGGAUAUAUUGGUGAUCCAGCUCAUUUGUGCUCCUGGUGCCAAUGCCUCCAGCCACACAAACAUCACCUUCCUAAUCACCGGGAGAGGAAUGCACAGCUGUGUGCCUUAUCUUUAAUCUCAUUUCAUUUUUAUUAAACAUGCUCAGUACCUUUAUUGAGAAUAGUUUCUUUAUCCUUAAGAUUAUUACCUUUUUUAGUGUGCUCUUAUAUUUUCAUGAGUUUUUAUUUUGUCUCUGAGGUUUUGUAUUCUGUAUUCCAGGAUAUUUUGU
Castor canadensis (American beaver) is the source of this 1864-nucleotide messenger RNA. RefSeq names its product dCMP deaminase (gene Dctd). NCBI's taxonomy places the organism in Eukaryota, Metazoa, Chordata, Mammalia, Rodentia, Castoridae. Gene Ontology annotation, cellular component: cytoplasm. The record is from RefSeq and is a predicted model, not a curated record. Gene Ontology annotation, molecular function: zinc ion binding; dCMP deaminase activity.